Hippocampus comes (tiger tail seahorse) is the source of this 2319-nucleotide messenger RNA. It is a transcript of the gene dlgap1b, whose product is annotated as discs, large (Drosophila) homolog-associated protein 1b. Gene Ontology annotation, molecular function: molecular adaptor activity. Gene Ontology annotation, cellular component: postsynaptic specialization; glutamatergic synapse. The transcript is spliced from 6 exons. Gene Ontology annotation, biological process: signaling. The annotation marks the transcript as partial. Lineage: Eukaryota; Metazoa; Chordata; Actinopteri; Syngnathiformes; Syngnathidae. The record is from RefSeq and is a predicted model, not a curated record.
UCGUUUUACCUUAUUAUUAUUGUAUAUCCUCCUCGUUCUUCUUCACCGUAGUGUCAUCAUGCAUUACCACCUACAAGAAGACCCCCCCGCCAGUCCCCCCGCGAACCACCCCGUCCAAGCCCUUCAUAUCCAUCACGGCCCAGAGCAGCACCGAGUCGGCCCAGGAUGCCUACAUGGACGGCGGCUCGGGCCCGCGCAAGGGCAUCAGCUCGCAGCCGGGCCUCUCCAACUCCACCGAGAGCAUCGACAGCAUGAAGGCCCUGACGGCGGCUAUCGAGGCGGCCAACGCUCAGGUCCACGGCCCGGCCAGCCAGCACGUCACCAACAGCACCGUCACGGUCACGUCCACCGCCAUCGCCCACGUCGCCGCCGACAGCAAGGCGCAAAAGGAAGCGCUCCGCAAGUGCCUCUCCAUCGGGAUCCAGGUGGAGCCGGAGGAGGAGGGGCCGACGGAGGAGCAAUCCAAGUUCCACUCCAUUGGAAUCCAGGUGGAAGAUGAGCGCUGUCACCGCCGCAUGACCCGCUCCAAUAGCGUCACCGCCGCCGUCCAGGCCGACCUGGACAACCCUUCGGAUGGCCCGCAGCUGCCGCCGCCACUCCACUGCGCCACCAUGCCACGCCAGCACUCCCGCGAAGCCGCCGCCUCCGCCGCCUCCACGGUGCGCAUCCAAGGUUCGGGCAACCACUACCACGCCUGCGCCGGCGAGGAUUACGGCGAAGCGGGAUUCGACGCGUCCAUCCUGCCCCCUCCGGACCCGUGGAUGGACAGCGCCGCCGAGCCGGAAGCGGCGGAGGGGGCGCCGGAGGCCGUUAGCCGAUCGGUGUGCCCCCGCGAUGGACGCUGGUUCCUCAAACUGCUACAGGCGGAAACGGAGCGUAUGCAGGGAUGGUGUCGUCAGAUGGAGCAGGACCAGACGGACAACCAGCUGCCGGAUGACGUCCAGGGCAAGAUCCGCAGUGCAGUGGGGAGCGCCCAGCUGCUCAUGUCCCAGAAGUUCCAGCAAUUCCGGGAGCUGUGUGAGGAGAAUCUGAACCCUGACGCGCAUCCGCGACCCGUCUCCCAGGACCUGGCUGGCUUCUGGGACAUGCUGCAGCUGUCCAUCGAGAAUAUCAGCCUCAAGUUUGACGAGUUGCACCAACUCAAAGCGAACAACUGGAAGCCUCUGACGCCCCUGGAGAUCCAGGAGAGACAUGCGCCCCCUCCUGUGCCAAAGAGGUCCCAGAAGGGCCACGCCCCGCUGGCGAGGGACCGCUCUCUGGAGAGCUCCGAGCGGCAGCGUCUGGAGGCCCGCAAGCGCCUGCUCGCUGCCAAGCGCGCCGCCUCGGUGCGCCAGAGCUCCGCCACGGAGAGCGCCGACAGCAUUGAGAUUUACAUCCCUGAGGCGCAGACGCGAUUAUGAAACACACACACACACACACGCCAUGCGCGCAGUAGUAGCACUGGAUGGUGAGGGUGCUAACGGACUUUAUCACAUCACUGUCGCCAUGGAAAUAAGUAUAUUUGGAUUAUUUAUUGAUUUAUUUAUCGAGCCCCCGUGCUCUCCCUCCCACCUCUUUCAGCUUUAAUGUAGCACCCACACCUCCCUUCGAGUCCUUUCCCACCGCGCACACACAAACUCGCACUCUAAUGAUGUCUUAUAUCAGUUACAGAGCACCAGACAUUUUUUUUUUUUAAAUGUGGCCACAUUAUAGAUACACUGGUGCCUUGAGAUAAAAAUGGAAAUUGCUCUGUGACCACGCUCAAAUCAUCCCCCUCAUUGAAUGAAUGGAAAUGAGCCAACUUGAGUUCGAAAGCACUUCAAAAACACAACCAUAGAUGAAUACAAAGCGCUGCGCAUCAAAGAACCCGAUUAACUUCAGUCGGAAGUCAUCUCAAAGCAUCACUGUACACUGUUCGCUAGCUAUCUAGCAUACCCAAGUUGUUCCUGGGAAUGAUAUUAAAGCCGCCAACGUAUAUUCCGUGCACACGCUGUCUCGAUUUUAUCUAUUCUAUUCAUUUAUUUAUUUCAUUGGGACAGUGCACAUGAAUCAAAACAAGACUAAACAGCGUAAAUGCGCCGGACCUAGCAUAAAUGCUAGUUUUCAGUCAUAGUCCCAAACUAUCUAUUUCGUGGCCACAAAUUAGCAUAUUUUUAAAUCUGAUGUACCCCCAAUUUAUUAUUUUUUUAAUCCCAUGCCAUGGGCUCUCUAUACACAACCUCGUGAAGCCGUAUAAUGAGGUGCAAUGUUGUAGCAUGAUGAGUGAACAAAAUUCUCUUACAUUGGUCAAGAGGUUCCAUUUUGUCUGCGCGGGUGUGCAGCUUUUCCGGAAAACUGAAA